AUGGACAUGGGACCACUCGUAGCGACCGUUGACUUGCAAUUGGUGCAGGAACGCAUGAGUGUGCAGCAAUUUCUGCUCGAGGGUCGUGUUCAGAGCGCACGCGGCAUGCGGGCGCGGUUGGUGAACAUGGAGCCCCACUUGCUGCAGAAGGAGAGCGCGAUGGACUUCUUGUUGGCGAAACAAGAGCUGAUUGAGCUGAUCAAACGUCAGGAGAUCGAAGAAGCGUUGCAGUUUGCAAUCGAAAACCUCGCACCAUUCGGUCGAGCGAGCCCCCAUUUUCUCCGUGAGAUCGAACAGACAAUGUCACUUGUUGCGUUCCAAAAUCCGUCCGAGUCGCCACUGGGGCAUUUGCUGGAGCAAUCUCAACGCUGCCGUGUGGCGAGCGAAGUCAACUCGGCGAUCUUGCGAAGCCAAGUGCAGGAACCCGAGCCCAUGCUGUCCUUGAUGGUCCAGCAAUUCCAUUACAUGGAUGAACAGCUGGAAACUAAGCUCAGCCGUCGCUCGCAUGGCAUCCGAGUUGACGACUCGACACGCUAG
Molecule: messenger RNA, 537 nt
Organism: Hyaloperonospora brassicae
Lineage: Eukaryota; Oomycota; Peronosporomycetes; Peronosporales; Peronosporaceae
Source: the annotation of a GenBank genome assembly